This is a messenger RNA of Dicrocoelium dendriticum, 1455 nucleotides long. NCBI's taxonomy places the organism in Eukaryota, Metazoa, Platyhelminthes, Trematoda, Plagiorchiida, Dicrocoeliidae. The record is from the annotation of a GenBank genome assembly.
AUGCUACCAGACACGGUUACACCGGGCUGCGAAGAAAACACGCGAAAAAUGAGUUUUUGGAUGAAAUGGAAUCGUACUUCACCCGAACUCCAAAUGCAAUCAGAGUCAAAGCUACUAAACCGCCUGAAGAGCCGGCUCCAUGCCGGCUUUGUUUCUAUUUUUGGCGGGAAGUCGUAUAUCAGGACUUUGGUUGCUCGUGGUUUUAGUUCGGGUGCAGCCGCGGAAAAGAGAAUUCCAAUUGUCUUAAUGCACGGCUUUGCUUCCGGGCUUGGGCUGUGGUGUAAAAACAUCGAUUCACUUGCUGCCUACCGUCCUGUAUAUGCAUUCGACCUGUUGGGUUUCGGCCGAAGUUCCCGUCCGGAUUUUCCAACUGAUUCCACUGAAGCUGAAGUGUUAUUCGUUGACUCAUUUGAAGAAUGGAGAGCUGCUAUGGGUUUGUCUAAGUUCAUCCUUGUUGGUCACAGUUUGGGUGGCUACAUUUCCACCUCCUAUGCUAUAAGGCAUCCAGAAAAGAUAGCACAUUUGAUCCUGGUCGACCCCUGGGGAUUCCUGGAGAUUCCUUUAAGCGAGGAACUAAAGGCCAAACAUAACAACUCACCAUGGUUAUUGCGAGCAUACCGAAACCUUUUAUCAGGAGGCAAUCCUUUGACGAUACUCCGUGCGAUUGGCCCUCUUGGCCGGUCAUUGAUCCAUCGCGUUCGUCAGGAUCUACGUGUUAUGUUCGACCAGCGAAGUCUUAUAUCUGGCGAAUUUAUUGAAAUUCCCUCUGUGGAAGUGGAAGAAUCCGCACAACAAGGAUAUCUCGCACGACAUCUGAUCGAUUCCGAUACGAACGACGACGACGGAUACUGCUGUUACCACCCACUGAACGGUGAUGGUGCAUCAUCAAAUACCACUGUGGACGUAAGUGAUUUCGAUGGGACCGCUGCUCUGGACUACAUUUACCACAUGAACGUGCAGCGUCCCAGCGGGGAAACGGGGUUCAAAGCACUGUGCACUAUGAUUGGUUGGGCAGAACGCCCGAUGCUUGACCGCAUUCAUCUACUGGAUCGAAACGUCCCCAUCACAUUCAUUUUUGGAUCCCGAUCAUGGCUGGAUAUGUCUUCAGGCACCAAGACCAGGGCUCGUCGUCCCGAUUCCUAUGUGGACAUCAAGAUCAUCGAUGGCGCAGGUCACCAAGUGUAUGCUCAUGCCGCGGAAGAAUUCAAUCAGUAUGUGAACACUGUUGGCAAACGCGUUGAUGCUGGUGACCUUUUCCGCCCGUCCGACUAUCAGAAUACCCCAAACGACACUGACAGUCUUAUCCGAACUAACGAAAACCGUUUAUCGAAGAGGCGUUCUGUUGGAAGUUCCAACUACCUCGCACAAGCAGCGCUACUUCCAGACGAGCACAACCCAUCCACUUCCGAAAACAUACUCGAUGAAGAGGUAGAAACAAAUGAUGUUCCCGAGUAG